Molecule: messenger RNA, 921 nt
Organism: Pneumocystis murina B123
Lineage: Eukaryota; Fungi; Ascomycota; Pneumocystomycetes; Pneumocystales; Pneumocystaceae
Exons: 1
Coding region: 1-921 (306 amino acids)
Source: RefSeq, a predicted model, not a curated record
AUGGGGGAAAAGAUAGUAUUAUCUAGAGAUCUUGCUGCUUCUAGCUCAGUGUCGUUCACUGGAAUGGGUUGUAUGGGCGAAGAAGCUGUAAAAUUAGCGGAACAUGAGGAUAAAAAUGACAUAUUGAAAUUGACUACAUCUAAUUCAGAAUUACUUGUAAAUGUUGAACGAAAUAGUAUGAUGGAAAAGAUUCGUCAGGAAAAUCGUGAACGUAAGAAACGUUGGCGUCAAGCAAAUGAGGAUCGUAAUAAAGAUAAUGAUCUUCGUUGUAGAGUUAAUAAACGUGCUCAUAAACUUUAUGGUAAAGAACAGUCUCUUGCAAAAUCAAAAUGGAUUGAGGAUGAGUUUCUUAGACGUCAAUUAAAACGUAAAGAUAGGGAACGUAAACGUUUUCUUGAAUCACAUAUUAUGACAACAAAUCGUGAUAUUAAUAAUACAGGAUUUAAUGCUGUCGAAUUUUCCCAAACCUUUCUUACUAAUCUUUUUCAAAAUCUUGUUUCUUUUAAUCAUACUAUUCCUUUUUCAUUUCGAUCUGCUCUUUUUUCUUUUUCUACAAAUCCGAAUUUUCUCAGAAUUAUUACUACACUUUUUGCUUCACUCACUGACAAUAUUUCAUCUACACCUCAAAUCGAAUCUUCCCUCGAAAAUUCUCAUCCAACUGAUGACGCAACACAACUAUAUCGCUCUCUUUUAUUUAAUCUUUUACCUUCCAAUAACGAUUCUUUUUUUUUUUCAUCUUCAAGCAUAUUUCUUCCUUCAGAAAACGUGCAUAAUGCUUUAAAUACUAAUCAAUCUAGUUCUUCUGCAAUCUAUUCUUUAUCUUCUACAACUUCUCAGCCUUCUUUCACAUAUAGGUCAUCUGAUCCCAUAACUUCUAUGGGCUUUCCGCCUGUUCCUGUAGAUUUUUCUCAACAUAAGUAA